Candidula unifasciata is the source of this 4219-nucleotide messenger RNA. The record is from the annotation of a GenBank genome assembly. Lineage: Eukaryota; Metazoa; Mollusca; Gastropoda; Stylommatophora; Geomitridae.
AUGGACAGUCACCUCAUUGCUGGGGCAUAUUCCCAGCAAUUUCGACAAACAGAUGAUAUUUCACUUGACAGUGACAGAGUGGAAGCUAUUAAUAAAGCCAAGAGACUUUCCCAGGAGACGAACAGAAGGAGGAAACUUCAAGCACACAAGAGACAACUGCAAGCCAAAAGAGAAGAGCAACGUAGAUAUGACAUUCUGACGAGACGGAGAGAAGAACAAAGACAAGCUACUGAAAAAUAUCAGAGAUAUCACUUACCACCAAGUGCAAGACAGAAUUAUAGACCAGGGUCGAGAACAUUCGGUGGAACAACACUGGACACAGCUCUGCAGUUGAUAAGAGGAGGAAUCCUGCAUCAAAAUCGCCCUAUGUCAUCACACGAGAGAUUUUUGUCACUAGCUGAUGAAAAUGUUGAUCUUUUGGAGUCAUCUUUUAAUAAGCUUAGACCACAUUCUACACGACCAGGAUCAGGUCGAUUCACUCAACAACUUGAUGCAAAAGAAAGAGCAGAACUAAUGAACUACAGCAAACAAAAUUUGACGGCAAGCAAAAGUUUAUUUGAACAACAGUUGGAGCAGCAACAAAGUUUUCUUCUUGAGCAAAAACAAUCCCUGCAGGAAUUUAACAAUGCUGUUAAUAAUGAAAUUUUUGGAGGAAAGGCAUUUGGAGCAACAGGUCCUCAGUAUGAUGAUAAUAAUAAUGACGCUGUAGAAAAGGGAGAAGAUGCCUACCUUAGUGAUAGCUGUUCCAGUGUUGACAGCCUGGAUGAUCACACAUCAGCCGACUUGCACAGUUACACAAGUAACAAAACUAAACUUGUAACAUCACAGUCAGGACAUACAACUGUUUAUAUCUACCAUGAUGCUGAAAGUGACAGAAAAGUAAAUAAUGAAUACCCGAGUUUAUCUCAACAGAAACAGAAACAGGAACUAGCAAAGCAGAAUCUAGAUCCUAAAUUGGAACAACAGCAGCAGCAACAGCAGCAGCAGCAACAACAACAACAGCAACAUAUGACACUUUUAGCAUUGUCUAGUGAACCGGAAGAUCAAAAUAAUUUACAACACAAACAUGUGGACCCAUUUACAUUAUCUCAUAAAAAUGGAUCUUUGCUAGAUGGUGCAAAAAAUGAAAUAGGGCCGAUUUCAAAUUCAUCAACUUAUAUAAAACAAAACCAGAGUAUGCCAAAUGCUGCUGUAACAAGUGACAACAAUGGAAGUAAUAAAAUGAAAAGUGGAGAUCAUAAAGUGGAGGAGAACUACCAACCAUCACUCCAACAGUUUUCAUCAGACUCAUUGAAUUCUGGUAGUUCUAGCAGUAUUAAAUCUGUGCUGAAACUCAAGGGCAUAGAUAGGGAAACACCAAAAACUAAUGAUAACAUAUACUUACAAAGCACUGGAAAUGGAAGUAAUUUCUCCAAGUCUAACAUAAAUAAUAAUCGUAUCCCAGUAACUCUGGGAAUAAGUCCAAGAACGUACCAACUGCUGCAUUCAGAAAAUAAUAAUCUUUUAGGACAAGCGGCAUCACCUAAUAUAAAACAUAGUCAGGUGGCAUGGGUAUCUCCUUCUCAGGUUGAAACAAAAAGUGCCUCUGGAAAUGAAAAUAAACAAACUGAUGAACAAUUUCAGCCCCAUUAUGCAUCAGGCGUAUCGACAUGGUCAGGUAGUAGCACUCAGGGCCAAAUACCCACAUCUCUGGUUAACACAAAUAUUCAUUCGUACAGUUCAGGAGGUACCAUGUCAGUAACUAUGCCUGCCUCCUCCCCUGCAACUUUGCCUUCUAGAUUUCCACCAAAUUCUUCAAUAUACACACUAGCUGGCUCCAAGCUUGAUGCUACAGACAUGGCAAGAACAAACAGUGGUCAACUGCAAAAGGAUUUGACAAGUGCUGCUGCUAUAAAUGUAAAUAUGAAUAAUGAUGCAACUUAUCUAAAUAUAAUGAGCUCCACAUAUCCUCAAACUGAUUCUCAGGAUUACAGAAACAUCAUAUCAAAACAAGUUCAAAUGUAUAACUACCUGUCACAGACAGAUGGGUCAAGUACAGGUAUUCUUCAAACAGACAUUAGAGAACAGUUAGCCACUGAUAAGCAAAUGAGCAAACAAUCUUUGGCAUUCCAAAAGGAUUCAGUACCUGGAUCUCUGGGGGUUCAUUUUUUGACACAUCAGAAUACACAGAAUUACUACAAACAAUGGAUUAAUGAUAAUGCUUUAAAAGGUGCUGCACCUUCUUUUACUGGAAAAAGCAAUUUUCCUGUUAGCAGGCCCCCAUCUCCAGUUUCUAGUACAGCCACUGUGACAGCGCAGAGUCAUGCAGCAGCUGUCCAGACUGGGCCACAGCCAGUCUCUUUUGUGGGAGAAACUGAAAUAAUCAGAAAAACUAACACCAGAAGCAACAGAAAUACUUUAUAUGAUGUUGCCAAGGAACACAAAGACAACGAUCUGCUUUUAGAUGAAGAUUCUGAAUACAUGCGCCCACUGAGAGGAAUCCUUAAGCAAACUCAUGCCAGAAACAUACCUCACCAUCAGGAAAAAGCUCCAACAGGCAAGCCUCCUGUCAGGGAUAGUCUGGAACUAGCACAUUUGCAUAAUGAUAAAAAGAGCAAGAAAAAAAGUGUGCGCUUUGCUAGCCACCGUGAUCAAGAGGAUGAAAAUGAAAGCAUUGAAGACAGAAAUAGCGACAAGCAGACUGAUAUAAAUAUUGGACUAUCAACACACAAAACUUCCUUUAACCGGCCACUAUCAGCUAAAACUAUGUCUGCAAGCAACUCUGAGACAAAUAUCAGAGUUCAGAGAGCACUAAGUGCUGAUUCAAACAGACAGCAACCAAUGACGUCAGAGCAUUUACAGAUUCGAAAUGUCCAACAACUGUCCAGUGGUUCUGGCCCUGUGAACUCCAGUGAGGUCACCAAUUCCGCCUAUACCAACACACUCCAGGAAAGAUCCAGUCUUCCACCAUCUCUUGUUAACCCUAUGAACUCAACACCUAUUCAUCGCCCUAAAGCAGCAGCUCAUAUUAUCAUGGGUACAGAUGUGAAAAGUGAAGCUUCCAAAGGACACAACGACAAUUACACUGGGCCAGCAUCUGCUCAUAGAUCUCAUACAGAGACUAAAAUUAAACCAGUUAACAACAAUUUUAUGUCCAAAGUGCCAGUGAAGAUUACUGCAAACAAAGAGUCAAACAUAGUAGUCUACAAUGCUGCUUAUACGCCACAUACUGAAGUUCCAAGCAGUUAUACAAAUAAAACUGGAGCAAAUGCGGCUGCUGAAGAAAGGGUGUUCCAGGUUUCAAAGGAACUGCCACAGCAGCAGACUUUUGACAAGCCCAGAAAUGUUUACUCCAAUUCAAAGCAUGUCUUUUUCUCUAACUCAAGUGCAACAGGCAGUGCAUUACCUGCCUCCAAAAAAGUUCCAUAUCCACAAUCUAAUGGAGGCACUGCAUCAUUUUCCACCGGCAGUAACAAUGUUGUAUAUGAUAAAAGUGGAAUUCGAGUUGAUCGAACACCUACAGAUGAGGAGAUCACUUGGCUUUGGGAUAAGGUACGGAACUGCCUCAGCAGAGAAGUUGGAAACAAAAGUAGCCCUGCUGCCAAUGGCAGCAGUGAUCCAGGUUCAAGACAGCCCCCUACAUUUUCAACGAAACUUAUAGAUGGUGCCGCUUUAGGACUUGGCACAUACAAUAGUGCUUCUGAUGGCAGUACUAAUGUCAAGCCAGGACCAGGAGUCUUCCAGCCACAGAUUGUCCCUGUGGCUAAUCCUCAGAAUGGUAUUAAAGCAGUUUUACAACCACAAGGCAGCUAUUUAAGAAGAUACAGCCUUUUGAAGCAACGACGAGCCAACUCUGCCUCAGCUGUCAGGAACAAUACUGGCUGUGAAGGUCAGAGGGCAACUGGUGCAGUGUAUGGAAGAAAUUCCACUAUACCAUUACAGCAGAUGUCAUCUCUUGCAGGUCAGCAUCAGCAGCAGGAUAAACCAACGCCAAUCAUGUUUGGAUACAAACCUCAGGACGAGGUUUCAGAGAGCACAGCUGCAUUUGUAAUAGCAGAAAGAUUGGCCAAACAAUCCCUCAGUGACAGCCAAAUUCAGAUGGCUAUGGAGGAUGCUCGCAGCAAGCAAGAAGCAUUUAACAGGUCAAGGAUGAUCAUGACAAAAAAUGGACAUUCAGCUUUAUCAAUUGAAGAACAGAAACUGUUGGAGUCAUUGGACAGACUGAAUGAAAAACUGAAAG